GCAAAUCCACUGACACUCUCUUGAUCAGCUUUGUCUGACCUGUCAUUCUCUCUCUCUUUUUGAUACAUCUGAUAUUAGUCUGUCGAUCAGACUAGUCUGCAUUCCUUUUAGUCCUCUCUCUUUUGGACUUUACCCAACUACUUCGUUCUUCUGAACAAUCACAACUUGUCAAUCUUUGACAACAAAACAAAAAUCUCAUCUUUUCAGAGUCAAUCUCUUUUCUUCCACUACAACCAUCAAAAUGUUCUUCAAGACCAUCCUCACUGCCGCUCUGGCCACCGCUGCCACGGCUCUUCCCCACUCCUUCAGCAACAACAUGGUUCGUCGCAACGGUACCUCUUCUGGCUCCGGCGGCGUCUCCAUCUCCAACAACAUGAGCAACACUACCGUCUACGCGUGGUCUGUUUCUGAUAGAGUCAGUAACAUGCAUACCCUUUCUGCGGGCGGUGGUAGCUACUCCGAGUCCUGGCAAUCCAACGACAACGGUGGUGGUAUCUCCAUCAAGCUGUCCACCACUGAGAGCCAGUCCGAUGUCCUCCAGUUCGAGUACACUAAGAAUGGUGACACCAUCUACUGGGACAUGUCCUGCAUCAACCUCGGCAGUGACUCUGCUUUCACCAAGUACGGUUUCUCCGUCACUCCUUCCGAGGAGGGUGACAACUGCCCUUCUGUCAACUGCGAGGCUGGUGACACUGAGUGCGCUGAGGCCUACAACCAGCCCGAUGACAACGAGGCCACCCACGGCUGCCCCAUUGACACUCAGUUCACUCUUACUCUGGGUUAAACUAAUCCCUCCAAAUCAAUCAAUCAAUUGGGAUUUGGAAAAGAGAUGGAUGGAAUGGAGUUUUUCUUUUUUGGAAUAUACCAUGGGUCGGAUGGGUUUUGGUUUUGAAAGUUCUCAUGUAUAGAUUGACUUGAUCUGCCUCCUGGAUGAGUUGCGCACAAGACAAAGCAGAACAAACACAACACUCUCUUUCGUGAAUCACACCUACACCUUCUGGGUGGAUUUCGCUUGCUGUGCUAUGCGGUUAUGUAUGUAGUGAUUUGAGAUCACAUGAAUUACGCCUAUAGACUUGCUUUUGAUAGAAGAAAAAAAAAUAUCUUACAAAAUACCUUCU
Messenger RNA from Aspergillus costaricaensis CBS 115574, 1118 nucleotides. Its product is annotated as putative extracellular thaumatin domain protein. Bases 242 to 784 code for a protein of 180 amino acids. Lineage: Eukaryota; Fungi; Ascomycota; Eurotiomycetes; Eurotiales; Aspergillaceae. The transcript has a single exon. The record is from RefSeq and is a predicted model, not a curated record.